AUGAAUCUGUUCAAGGCUUUAUCUACUUCAACUUCUAGAUUAGUGAGUUCAAGCUUCGUCUCCAAGUUUCUUUUAGUUGGAGGAGGAGGAGGUGAUGAUGAUAAAGGUGUUGUCAACAAAUGCUCUGAUAAAGAGAGACAUGCUCUCCUUGAUUUCAAAGUUGGCCUUCAAGACCCCAAUGGUCAUCUCUAUACAUGGAGAGCUAAAGAAGACGAUUGUUGUAAGUGGUUCGGAGUCACAUGCAACAACGAAACUGGUCAUGUCAUAGAGCUUGAACUAUGGCACAGUGGUCUUGGAGGUAAGAUUAGCCAUUCGUUGGUUAACUUAAGCAACUUGAAUCAUCUUCAACUUUCCUUCAAUUCUUUUCAUGGACCCAUUCCCACGUUCAUUGGUUCCAUGACUCAAUUAAGGUACCUUGAUCUUAGCGACAAUGGUUUUAAUGGAAUCAUUCCAGCCUCACUUGGUUCCUUGACCGAAUUAAGUUACCUUGACCUCUCCCAUAACUCUCUUUAUGGAACCAUUCCUCCAGAGUUUGGAAACCUCACCAACUUAGAAGAGCUUCUCCUUGGAUAUGUUGGAAGAUGUAGAGUUGAAAAUGUGGAGUGGAUGUCUCAUCUAUCUUAUUUGCAACAUCUUGAGAUGGAUGAGAUCUCCAUGUCCAAAGCAAACAAUUGGGUUAAUGUAGUUUUGGGUCUUGGAAAACUAUCACAUUUAAGUUUACAAGAAUGUGAGCUUUCUCAAGUCAUGGAUCCGUAUUCUUCUUUUGUCAACUCUUCUUCAUCUAUUGAAUUCCUUGAUCUUAGAAACAACAAUCUCACCUCAUCCAUGUAUAGUUGGUUGUUCCCAUUAACCAAUAAUAAGCUCCGUUUUCUUUUGCUCUCUAACAACCCCAUAGAUAGGAUACCAAAAUAUCUUGAGUCAUUACCCGAUGAGAUUGAAAACUUUUCAAACCUAGGAUACUUGUGUUUAUCUCACAAUCACUUAAACGGAACUAUAAGUGAGAAAGUGUGGGAAUUACCCAAGCUUGAAACCCUUGACGUUUCUUUCAAUAAUCUUAGAGGUGCCAUCUCUGUAAACAUUGGAAACUCGAAGGUUUCUAUAAACGAUCUUUCAAAAAACUCACUCGAAGGAGUUCCUUCCAUAGAUCCCAUGUCAAACCUUUCUGCAGAGGCGAUUGAUCUAAGCUCUUGCAAUCUAGGGCCUCAAUUCCCAAAAUGGAUUCAAAAUCUCAAACAUCUUACUCGUCUUGAUAUUUCUAACACUAGAAUAUCAGACACAGUUCCUCUUGAUUUUUGGGACACGUGGCCUUCACGAUUACAUUAUCUUAAUCUCUCUUCCAGCAACAUCAGUUGA
Lactuca saligna is the source of this 1353-nucleotide messenger RNA. Lineage: Eukaryota; Viridiplantae; Streptophyta; Magnoliopsida; Asterales; Asteraceae. The record is from the annotation of a GenBank genome assembly.